This is a messenger RNA of Striga asiatica, 1871 nucleotides long. The record is from the annotation of a GenBank genome assembly. NCBI's taxonomy places the organism in Eukaryota, Viridiplantae, Streptophyta, Magnoliopsida, Lamiales, Orobanchaceae.
CAGGCACUGAACCAAAAGGGUAAACAAAUAUAGAAAAAAUAAAAAAAAAUGUUAUGUUGCAGGUCUCUAAGUCCAGCUCCACUGUCUAGCUCACCAUUCAUCACCAUCAACAACAACAAAAUCUUCUCCGACAAACAAACCCAUUUCCGACAAGUCACAUACUCCCAAGCUGCGGCAAAUUAUAUCACCAAAUCCGGCAUUCAAAUGGAUUCUGCUCCAAAAUCGGGCGAGCCCACUUUGGAAUUUCUCUCCAAGAAGCCUUACGUCCCGCCUUCAUGGGCAUCGCACCUCAAUCCCCUGCCUCCCCACAUCUUUUCACUUGGUCAUUUUCCGACUCCGAUUCACAAAUGGAACCUUCCCAAUCUGCCCAAGAACACCGAGGUCUAUGUCAAGCGUGACGAUCUUUCGGGGAUGCAAUUGAGUGGUAACAAGGUAAGGAAGCUCGAAUUCUUGAUGGCAGAUGCUGUGGAAAAGGGUGCCGAUUGCAUUAUAACUAUUGGAGGAAUACAAAGCAAUCAUUGUCGAGCAACUGCUGUGGCUGCCAGAUAUUUGAAUCUAGACUGUUAUCUUAUACUACGCACUUCAAAGGUUCUAGUUGACCAGGACCCUGGGUUGACUGGAAAUCUGUUAGUUGAUCGUUUGGUUGGAGCUCAUAUAGACCUUGUUUCUAAAGAAGAGUAUGCUAGCGUAGGGAGUGUGGCUCUCACCAAUUUACUGAGAGAAAAACUGCUGAGUGAAGGGAGAAAACCAUACGUUAUUCCUGUGGGCGGAUCAAACUCCUUGGGAACCUGGGGAUACAUUGAAGCCAUUAGGGAGAUCAAAGAUCAGAUCAAGAAAGCAAAUGAGUUGGCAUUUGACGACAUUGUUGUAGCAUGCGGAAGUGGAGGCACCAUUGCUGGUUUAUCUGUUGGGGCUUGGCUGAGUGAGUUGAGAGCUAAAGUCCAUGCUUUCUGUGUAUGUGAUGAUCCUGAUUACUUUUAUGAGUUCUCUCAAAGCCUACUCGAUGGACUUCAAGCAGGUGUUAGCUCACGUGAUAUUCUCGACAUAAAAAGUGCCAAAGGCCUUGGUUAUGCCAUGAAUACAGCUGAGGAAUUAAACUUUGUGAAAGAUAUUGCUCAAGCUACUGGCAUUGUUCUCGAUCCAGUCUACAGUGGGAAAGCAGCUUAUGGAAUGAUGAGAGAGAUGAUCGAUAAUCCAGAAAAAUGGGAAGGGCGAAAGGUACUCUUCAUACACACGGGCGGGCUCUUGGGCCUGUUCGACAAAACAGAUCAAAUGGGCUCGUUGCUCGGAAAUUGGCGUCGAAUGGACAUACACGAAUCCGUGCCUCGUAAAGAAGGCACUGGCAAAAUGUUCUAAAGACAAUGUGUUCAUGUGCAAGGAAGACAUUUUAUUUCAUCUCUUGGAUCAUAUUGUAGUGACUUUAUUUUAUGUCCUUUGAUAAUAAAUAUAUGUUGAAUAAAAUUUGUUUAUAGCAUAAAAUAGCUUAAAAUGAUCAUUCAUAUGGAGAAAAGGUAUAAAUAUGAAUAUGGUGGGUCAUGUAUCUAUCCAUAUGUGGGUAACUAGUACUCAAUCGACCACAGCAGGAUGACUGGAUCAUCCUAUAUAGAGUUGUUGAAAAGAAAGGGAGUGCACUUUAUGGUACCAGUGCAUCUUUUCUCCCAUGGUUUUUAAUUGUAAUUAAAUAUAGAAGAAAGAAGAGGAAUGACUGAAGGAGCUUGAGACAAUGAAGAACCAGCAGUCAGUGGAUACAAUGGCCCUUUAACCGCCACUCAACUGAAAUAUGCUCAGAAAUUUGAGAGAAAUGGGCAUUGUUACGGGAUCUUUCUGUACAGUUCAACCAUCGUUUCGUUUUUUUCUUUUUCCUUUUUUUU